AUGUCCGAGGCGCGCAAGUUUGACGCGACAUUCAAAAAGGUGCCGGGCGUGCUGUCCUUGACGGAGACGCACGUCGCAUGGGUCCCCACAGCAGGCGGUAUGGACCGGCAGCAACAGGCGCUGAACCGUGUAUCGAACAUGCUAGCAAGCAAGGCUGGCUCGGCGCGUACCUCGCUCAUGCUCAAGUUCAAGGACGACGUUCCGGCCGGCGGCCUCCUGUUCACCUUUACAGCCGCGAGCAAGGAAGCCGACCGGCAGGCGGUGCAGGACGUGCUCAUCCCGUUUGUCGCUGCGAACCGUGGUGCCCCUGCUGCAGCGCCGACUCCUGCCGCACCCAGCGCCGUUGCCGGUCCGUCGACGGGCGCCGGCCCAUCGGGCAUCGCGAGCGCCGUGGGCACACCGGCAGGCAGCGCGCCGGGCACGCCUGGCACGCCGUCGAGUGUCGCGCGCGCCGGCAAGCGCAAGCUGGACGACGGGGACGCCGAGGCCCGCCGCCGCGCCAACAACCUCCGCGUGCGCGUCCUGCGCAAGAACCCGACCCUCAUGCUGCUCCACCGCGAGCUCGUGAUUGGCAAGCAGAUCAGCGAGGAGGAGUUUUGGGACGGCCGCGAGGCGCUCCUCAAGGCCGAGGAGCUGGCGUACGAGCAGCGUCCAGGCCGCCCGUCGCGUCUCCUGGACGACCGUUUCGACAUUGCAGGCAACAAGAGCAAGAGCGGCAAGAUCCAGGGCGGUACCGGUGUGGGACUGAAAAAGGUCGAGACGGGCCCCAUCGUCCUCAACAUUACAAAGGACCUCACGAGGGAGAUCUUUGAAGAGUUUCCAGUGGUGCAAGAUGCGUACGCCAAAAAUGUCCCAAGGAUUUCCGAGACCGACUUUUGGACACGAUACUUUACGUCGACUCUGUGGGAACGACACCGUGCGUCGGUGCGCAAGACUGCACUGGACGAAGGGUCACGUCGCAAAGAUGACAUUUUCGAUGCCUACCUCGAGGACCCAGACUGGGAGACUGCGCCGCGCAAGAAGAUGCCCGACAACGUGGAAACGUACCUCGACCUGGCGGCGACCGAGGAGGACCACGGCGAAAACCUCGUCAUCCGUGAUGUGACCAUGCAGGCUGGCAAGGAGCGCAGCUCAUUGCCCCUCAUGCGUCGUUUCAACGACCACUCGGAAAAGCUGCUUCAAGCCGGUAAGAAAAAGGACGCCACUGGGCGCUCAACGAUCCCGAUGGUGGCCGACGACCUGUAUGACCAGAUCGAGUACGAGGACCUGCGCGCCGCCGCAGCGCCAGCACCCAUCCCACUCGAGGUGCAAGACGCCAACGAGCGUGACGAUGCCGACGGCGCGCGCGGUAUCUUGCCCGGGCGCAACGACGACGAGCUGCUCGCCAUGGCCGACAUCGAGUCGCGCAAGAUUGCCGACUGGUCCGCCGACUUCACCUCGGUCUGCCUGGCCAACCCUGCCCACCCGAGCUACCCCCCGGCAGCAGAUGACAUGGAGGCCGCUGCGACGUUUAGCACGUUUUCGUUCCAGCGCGACGCGCAAAUGGUCGCCGGCCGCGUCGUGCGCGACAUGCACGUCGCGUCCAACGCCGAGGACGCCGUCCUGCCCCCUCUUCCCAACGCCAUUCUCGAGCAGAUGCGCUCGUGCCACAACGCUGCGACAGAGUUUCUCCGGCAAUACUGGAGCGCCAUCCUCCCAGCAGCGCCUGGCGCUUUGGGGGCGGGCACACAGGCCCACUCGCCACAAGUACGCGCGGCGCGCGCGACCAAGAUGGCGCGAUACCUCGAGGGCACCGAGGGUAAAGUGAAUGCCAUUGUGACGACGGCGGAGAUUGCGCGCGUGGACCCAGACCGCGUGCGGGCGGCCAUGGCGCCGACGCUGGGUGCGGUGAGCGUCGCGCUGCGCAGGGAGAAGCUGAGGACGGGCGUCAAGGCGUAA
This is a messenger RNA of Apiotrichum porosum, 1938 nucleotides long. RefSeq names its product RNA polymerase II transcription factor B subunit 1 (gene TFB1). Gene Ontology annotation, cellular component: transcription factor TFIIH core complex; transcription factor TFIIH holo complex. Bases 1 to 1938 code for a protein of 645 amino acids. NCBI's taxonomy places the organism in Eukaryota, Fungi, Basidiomycota, Tremellomycetes, Trichosporonales, Trichosporonaceae. Gene Ontology annotation, biological process: transcription by RNA polymerase I; nucleotide-excision repair; transcription by RNA polymerase II. The transcript has 3 exons. The record is from RefSeq and is a predicted model, not a curated record.